AAGCUGCGAGGCACGAGUAUCCAGAAUGGAAGAAGCGCAUAGUAGUACUUUUGGGCUCGAAAUUGCAAAGAGUAGCGGUCUGUUAUUGGGGGACUCCGGUUUGUCUGAUCAGGAACAGGACGCCCCAGAACCUGGAAGAUGGGACCUCCGAAAAGACUGGCUGGCUGCUCAUCCUACGCUGACAAAGAUGAUGUCAUUGGAUGUGGCUGACAGCGGCUGUGUGUAUACCGCUUUCUUAGUAUACUUGGACCUCUUAGAAGCUAGAAACUGGCAUGAGGUCUCCUAUGUUGGACUCGCAGAAUUCCAGCUGAUAUGUCUUCAUGGGCGUGAGAGAGAAACUGAUGAUUUACAAGUAGUGGUACCAACUCCAGUCCAUGUGUCGUUUAGUCAUGAGAGGAUAAGGCAGAUCAUGAAGAGAACACAUACUGUGUCCGAUUCCCCGAUGUCCGUCACCCUGGCUAUAGUUGAGUCAGAUUCGACAAUAGUGUACUAUAAGCUGACAGAUGGUUUUGCCAUGCCCGACCCUCCUGAUGACCCUGAAGACUUGGACAAUAAACAGUGGCGGAAAAAAAGAAAGCGGCUCUUGAGAUGAGAGAGCCGCAGCCAGUCUGAAAAUGUGUUAUGUCAAUGGAUAAAAGUGCAUUCGGGUUCAACAUCUGCUUUGCAAAUCCUUGCUAAGUCCUGAGAAUUGGCAAGACAUCGAAAUGCAUAUUUUGCAAUAAAAAAUGGGACCUCAAAGAGGUCAUGGGCCAGUUCAAGAA
Sphaerodactylus townsendi is the source of this 761-nucleotide messenger RNA. It is a transcript of the gene TSEN15, whose product is annotated as tRNA splicing endonuclease subunit 15. Gene Ontology annotation, biological process: tRNA splicing, via endonucleolytic cleavage and ligation. The transcript has 4 exons. Gene Ontology annotation, molecular function: nucleic acid binding. The coding region runs from base 26 to 592 and encodes 188 amino acids. NCBI's taxonomy places the organism in Eukaryota, Metazoa, Chordata, Lepidosauria, Squamata, Sphaerodactylidae. The record is from RefSeq and is a predicted model, not a curated record.